This is a messenger RNA of Striga asiatica, 1574 nucleotides long. The record is from the annotation of a GenBank genome assembly. NCBI's taxonomy places the organism in Eukaryota, Viridiplantae, Streptophyta, Magnoliopsida, Lamiales, Orobanchaceae.
AAUUAUUUAUCCAUAUUAAUUAAAAAAAUAAAUAUGAGUAAUAAACUAAAAAAAUAUUACAAAUAAGUCACCUACAUGCAAUCAAUCAAAAAUUUGUAUUUACGAUAAACGUCUGAGAUUUCAAUCGUUAAAUUCCGUCGGAACCGCCGUGCUAAUAUCAAUCGAAUCGAGUUUUUCUUGUUUCCUUUUUCCGUUUCCAUUGAUCCCUUCCCAGCCAUGCGGUAUAAACAGACCCAUCCAGUAUCCACUAAAGCCGGCGGGCCCGUAAGACAGCGUAUCGAGGAAUGGGAGGAGGGGGCAGAGCUUGCAUUAAGGGACUACAACAAGAAACAUGGGACUGACUUGGAGCUUGUGAGGGUAUUGGAAGGCAAUGUAUGGGCUACGUGGACCCUUGGUGUUGGAGUUGAUUUUACGCUAAUCCGCGGACUUUGGAAGCAUUCCAAUUUUGUGGCUAGGUGGAAAAAGGUGGGUUCCAGUAACAAAAAGCACAAAAAGCCACUCGUGUUCUUCGCUGAAUCAUAUCACGAUAAUAGGGAGUUUAAGCACACUAAAUUGUCUCUCGUGGAACCCUCUUAUUAUUCAGGGGACAAAUUUGUUGAAGGAAGCAAUAUUAAUCAUGGAUAUGGUUGUACUUGUGCAUCUUGCAUUUGGUGUCCGAGACCAGGAUUUCGUGCUGGAUUUUAUCCUGUGAAAAAGGCCUGCGAGUCGAUCAUAUUGUCCGAACAAGAUGCCACUGGAUUUGCAGAAUUUGCAAUACAGGACUACAAUGAGAAACAUGGAAUAAAUUUGAAGCUCGAAAGGGCUCUGGAGUGCAAUAGGUUUGAAUGCUCUGGUCUUUUAAUGGACUUCACUAAAAAGAAGACAACUUGGGUGCAUAUGAACUUAGUGGCAAGUGUGGGCCCCAAAGAAGAAUUACACGUUUUGUUUGCUGAGUUCUAUUUAUCGGAUGUUGCUGAUGAUGAGUAUGUGCUUGCGACAUUGGCACUGGUGGAUACUUCUUGGGAUUAUUGUGUCAGUAAAAGAGAUGGGCUGUGUUGUCGUUUCUGCCCAGACGAUAUUCGUCAUCCAAUGAAAGGGCGUUUCUGUUUGCUGGAAGAAGACGAGCCUUUCGGCUUCUGACUAACUGAAUGGUUGCUUGUCUUACUUUGUUUUAUGACUUAUUACAUGAUUUUAUGGUGUGUGCUUCUGACUAAAUGAACUCUGAAAUGAACACUCUUGCAAGUCAUUGGGCUUCAAAUUGUUCGUGCUGGUGUUGCAAGUAUUGUGUGGCUGCAAGAGAUGUGAUUGAUUAUUGUUUAGUGUUUAUAUAAUAUGGUAAAUUCUAGUUUUGUAUCAUCAGGGGCUCCAAUCUCUCUUAUUGAGGCUUAAAUAUAUAUAUAUAUAUAUAUAUAUUGUUUAGUUGUGUUGGGUAUAUACCACAAAUCACCAGUGGAUGCUUCUGACAGAGUUGGUUAUUUUUAAUUAAAUGUUUUGUUUAUACAUAACUGAAUGCUCAUGAUUAUUUUGCAUAAUAUUCAUUGAUUUCUAUUUGCUAUUUUUCUAUAAAGUAAUAGUUGAUUUCAUUACAAAAUUAA